CUAUUUUUCGUUUUCGGUAUUAUCUUAUCGAAAUCAUCAAUUUCCAUUUCAAAAAUAAAAACGCGAAGAAUAAGAAGUAGAAAGUGGUGAUUUCAUCGGUGGUUCAUCAUCUCUGUUUUCGAUUUCUAUUUGGAUUGAAGAUUUUGGGUUGAAAUUCCGAAGGGAAGGAGGAGAAUCCAAGAAAUGGCGAAGGCGGAGGAUGUUUUCGUUGGGUCAAUCGAUCAAGGAACCACCAGCACCAGAUUUAUCAUUUACGAUCGCUGUUCUCGACCGAUCGGAUCUCACCAGGUGGAAUUCACUCAGUUCUACCCAGAAGCGGGAUGGGUGGAGCAUGAUCCUAUGGAAAUUCUGGAGAGCGUGAGGGUUUGUAUGGCCAAAGCCGUCGAUAAGGCCACCGCGGCGGGUUACAAUGUGGACAAUGGACUGAAGGCGAUUGGGUUGACCAAUCAGAGAGAAACAACUCUGGUUUGGAGCAAAUCUACUGGCUCUCCCCUCCACAACGCAAUCGUUUGGAUGGACGCUCGUACCAGUGCUAUUUGCAGAAAAUUGGAGAACGAAUUAUCUGGUGGGAGAACUCAUUUUGUGGGUACUUGUGGUCUGCCAAUUAGUACCUAUUUUAGUGCUGUGAAGCUGCUUUGGCUGAUGGAAAAUGUGAAGGAUGUUAAUGAAAGUAUAAAGAAGGGAGAUGCUUUGUUUGGAACUAUAGAUACUUGGUUGAUAUGGAACUUAACUGGUGGUGUCAAUGGAGGAUUACAUGUGACCGAUGUUUCUAAUGCAUCUCGAACGAUGUUGAUGAACCUCAAGACCCUUGAAUGGGACAAACCUACAUUAGAAACACUAGGAAUUCCAGCACAAAUCUUGCCUAAGAUUGUUAGCAACUCUGAGGUCAUAGGGAAAAUUGUCCAGGGUUGGCCGAUUACUGGCGUUCCGAUUUCGGGAUGUUUAGGCGACCAACAUGCUGCGAUGCUUGGUCAAGCUUGUAGGAAAGGUGAGGCUAAAAGCACAUUUGGGACAGGUGCUUUUAUACUCCUCAACACAGGGGAAGAAGUUGUUCAGUCUAAGCAUGGCCUUCUAACCACUUUGGCAUUCAAGCUUGGCAAGGAUGCUCGAGCAAAUUAUGCUCUUGAAGGCUCCAUUGCCAUUGCUGGGGCUGCAGUUCAGUGGCUUAGGGAUAGUCUUGGAAUUAUUAGCAGUGCGAAAGAGAUCGAGGAAUUGGCAUCACAGGUUAAGUCCACUGGUGGGAUAUAUUUUGUACCUGCCUUUAAUGGGUUGUUUGCUCCAUGGUGGCGUGACGAUGCUCGCGGAGUCUGUAUUGGGAUCACAAGGUUUACCAGCAAGGCUCAUAUUGCUCGUGCCGUGCUUGAGAGUAUGUGUUUUCAAGUGAAGGACGUGUUGGAUUCAAUGCACAAAGAUGCUCGAGAGAAGGGCGAGGUGAAGAACGAGAAAGGAGAAUUCUUGCUUCGAGUCGAUGGUGGCGCUACUGUCAACAAUCUUUUGAUGCAAAUUCAGGCGGACCUGUUGGGAAGUCCAGUGGUGCGACCGGCCGACAUCGAGACAACUGCCCUCGGAGCAGCUUAUGCAGCAGGACUAGCAGUUGGAGUUUGGACCGAAGAUGAGAUUUUUAGUGCAGGAGAAAGGGUUGAGAGUGCAACCACCUUCCAUCCUGUAUUAGAAGAAGAGUUGAGGAAGAAGAAGGUGGAAUCAUGGUGCAAAGCUGUUUCAAGAACCUUUGACUUGGCUGAUCUUUCUCUUUGAUGGUCCUUCCUUCAACUUUAUAACAUAUUUCCUUCUUUACUUCUCCUGUUCUUGUGCAUUUGCUUCUUUACUACCUGUUCAUGAAUUACAUUCUCCCACAAUAAAUUAAAAUACAGUGGAAUAACACGACGGUGGAACCAACUUUGAUUACGAUUGGAUUCAAAA
Molecule: messenger RNA, 1920 nt
Organism: Cucurbita moschata (crookneck pumpkin)
Lineage: Eukaryota; Viridiplantae; Streptophyta; Magnoliopsida; Cucurbitales; Cucurbitaceae
Product: glycerol kinase
Exons: 4
Coding region: 184-1755 (523 amino acids)
Biological process (GO): triglyceride metabolic process; glycerol-3-phosphate biosynthetic process; glycerol metabolic process
Cellular component (GO): mitochondrion
Molecular function (GO): glycerol kinase activity
Source: RefSeq, a predicted model, not a curated record